AUGAAGUCACUCGCCGCCCUCCUCUCGCUCGCGGGCUCCCUGGCCUCGGUGUCUGCCUUGGCUGUUGACACCGGCCUCAUCCCAGCCGGCGCCUCAAUCACACCGUCACGGUUCGAAGUUCUCAAACAGCGUGCCCCCAAGCUGAAGAAAUGCAGCAAAACGGACGAUUGGGGCAACGCUGUUGAGGGCGACCGCACCAAGAUCACGAUCCGUGCGUCCAAGGAUGACAACGACGACAUCAGUGAGGACUUCUUGUGGGCCAUCAAGGAAGCCAACAAUGGGGGUUUGUUGCACCUGGAAAAGGGGAAGAAGUAUGUCAUUGGGAAGAAGUUGGACUUGAGCUUCUUGAAUGACGUGUAUGUUAAGAUUGACGGGGAGUUGAAGUUCACCAACGACAUCGAGUACUGGCAAAGCAACAACUUCUACUAUGACUUCCAAAAGAGCAUCACCUUUUGGGUGUGGGGUGGAAAGGACAUCAAGAUCUACGGAUCGGGGACCCUCAACGGAAACGGCCAGGCGUGGUGGGACGGUUUCUCGGGCGCCGAGAUCCUCGACCCAAACAACACGUACUACCGUCCCAUUCUCUUCCUGACAGACAACGCCACCAACAUCGAGGUCAAGGGCUUGCAUCUCAAGGAUUCACCGUGCUGGACCAACUUUUUCGUCCGUUCCAACAACGUCGUGUUCGACGACGUCUACAUCUCCGCCGUGUCCACCAACGUUUCCAGCCUCCCCAAAAACACCGACGGCUUCGACUCCCUCAACGUAGCCGGCCUCACCGUGCUCAACACCCGCGUCAACGUGGGCGACGACUGUUUCUCCCCGAAACCCAACACCACAGACAUUCUCGUCCGCAAUCUCUGGUGCAACGGCACCCACGGCGUGAGCAUGGGCAGCAUCGGCCAGUACCCGGGAGUCAAAGACUACAUCUCCAACGCCUACCUGCAAAACAUCACGCUCCUCAACGGCCAGAACGGCGCGCGUCUCAAGGCGUGGGCCGGUCCCGGGGUAGGGUACGGGUACAUCUCGAAUAUCACGUACGAGGAUAUCCACGUGGAGAAUACCGACCACCCGAUUGUGCUGGAUCAGUGUUAUUUCGAUAUUGACGCGGAGCAGUGCGCGCAGUAUCCGAGUAAGGUGGAUAUUACGGAUGUGAAGUUUAUUAAUGUGCAUGGGUCAAGCAGUGGGUUGGAAGGAAGGGUUGUGGCCGACUUGACGUGCUCGCCGGGGGCGACGUGCAGUGGGAUUCAUUUGGAGCGGAUUGAUAUCACGAGUCCGAAGGGUGAGCCUCAGAUUGUGUGCGAGAAUAUUCAGGGGGAUAUUGGCGUGGAUUGCAUCUCGAAGGAGGAGGCUGGGAACUGA
Dichotomopilus funicola is the source of this 1362-nucleotide messenger RNA. Its product is annotated as glycoside hydrolase. Gene Ontology annotation, molecular function: polygalacturonase activity. The transcript has 4 exons. NCBI's taxonomy places the organism in Eukaryota, Fungi, Ascomycota, Sordariomycetes, Sordariales, Chaetomiaceae. The coding region runs from base 1 to 1362 and encodes 453 amino acids. Gene Ontology annotation, biological process: carbohydrate metabolic process. The record is from RefSeq and is a predicted model, not a curated record.